AUGUCCACACAGGCCCCACUUCUCCAGCUUGUCCAGGUUCCUGGGCUCUCCAGAUGCUCCUCCAUGCUCGAUUUCCUCCAGGGCAAGAAGGUUAGAAAAGUCCAUUUGCCCUGGUCAGGCACCCCAACUCACUACCACAGCCGGGAGUGCCACGGUCCUGCCCUGUGGGUUCCUGCUUCCAGUCUGCCCACGUGCACAUGGAGCUGCUCCUGCUCUUCAAAGGUAUUCAGGAGGUGGUCAGUGGCUGUCAUGCCCCAAGAAUGUCUCCAUUUCCCAGCUCUGAAAAUCUCCUUUCCAGACGUGCCCUGGGAGGUCACGGUCAACAUGGGGAAAUGCUUUGAACCAACCUACACUGAUGGACUUUUCUGCCUGCCCACAAAGUUCAACACUGUGCUGGUCAGACCACCACAAGGCAGGCAGGUGGUUUGGACGCUGGAGAGAUGUGAAAUGAAGGAGAAAUGCUAUCGUGCUUCCCAGAUGGAAUAUUAUUAUGAAAUUGUGUCUGGGUCUGUGGGAUGCAGGGAGGAACAGAUCAAGGGUGGUUUCCUGCAGCUCGAUGUCCUCGCUGGUGGGUUCUGCUGUGCUGCUGGGCCGGUUUGCACAGCCGGGUGGAUGCUCUGACGU
Cuculus canorus (common cuckoo) is the source of this 624-nucleotide messenger RNA. RefSeq names its product DNA polymerase epsilon 4, accessory subunit. The transcript is spliced from 4 exons. The coding region runs from base 1 to 621 and encodes 206 amino acids. Lineage: Eukaryota; Metazoa; Chordata; Aves; Cuculiformes; Cuculidae. The record is from RefSeq and is a predicted model, not a curated record.